AGACUAAUGACUACUGUUUCAGUAAACAUUUCAAACUGCUUAAACGGGGUUUGUAUUACAGUUCCAGAUAGUUUUCCUGUUAGGAUUUUGGGAAGAACUUCAGUGUAGAUAAGCCUCAGCAGGACUUUUGAAAACAUGUUUGAAACUUUCUGGUAUCUUCUUCAAAUCUUGUAUUAGAGAUUACAUAAUUAAUUUUGUUCCUAGCCACGUUUUCAAGUGAAAAAGUUGAGGUCUACAGGUUGGGUUGAGGGCUAGUCUGUAGGCUUUUGCUGUACCUGUGUGGAACUCAACAGUGUCAUUUUAGAGAGGGGGAGAAAGAGAGAGAGGCACUAGUGUUUUGGGGCCGGAGUGCUAGAAGAAGGGACAGGCAUAAGGACAAGAAAUAAAGAAAAUUAAGAGAAAUUAAAGGAGGAGAUGGGUACUCAGGAGAAGAUGUGAUAAGUAGAAAAGACCUAUCUGUAGAAUGACACAAGGGAAGAUGAAAGCUUAACAUACAAGAAAUAAGUGGACUGAAAUUAGUUGAACUGGCUGCUUUGGAUGGAGUUGGAAGAUCUCAUUGGACAAAAUGUGUCUUUGCAACACUCUAUAUUCUAGGUGGUGCUAUUUUUCUGUUAACAGUUUGAGAAACACAUGACUGUCCAUGCAUGGAAAUUAAAUUCACCAUGCAAUGAUAUGCAACUGACUUCUUCCUUCAGAUAUGCCAGGCAAUUUAACUUCUUAAAAAUAAUCUUUACUUAGUCUGUGUAAUAGUCUUUCUUUCUGCCAUCCUCAGGUUUGGUGGAUGUUUUCCUAUUUGUUUAUCUGACUCAUUUUUCAUGCCUACUAUCUCUUACAAACAUGAGUAUCUUUAUCAGAACUACCCACUUUUUUUCUCCUACUUUAAACUGCACUUUCAAGAUAACUUCUGGGAAGUACAGUAAUCUGAGGCUUAAUUUAUGCAUAUGUUCUUUUCUCUUGGCUUCUCUUUCCCACACCAGAUAAUGCAAAAAUUAAUAGGUCUUCUAUGAUUGUAAAUUUGUAGGGAUGCGAGAAAGUACUGGAAAUUCAUGCCAUUUGGUUACCAUGUAAGUCUGAAGGAGCAUGAUCCUAAAACAGAGGAAUGAGGUGACUUUAGCAAAGGUGUAGAUUGUUACUUCUGAAGUAAGAGAUUCUGUAUCAAAUAUGUUUUGAAGAGGGGCAGUCUUGAUCUUAGUCUCUUUUUAUCAGGCAGAAUUCUGUGUGAGGAUAGACAUUCGAUCCAGUUACUAUGCAGUGUUUUCAUUAAUGUCUUGAGAAAUUACGAAAUUUAAAGGUGAUACCAAGAAAGGCAGCAAUAAUUUCAGAGGAUAGGAAUUCAAUUUAAAGUUAAUUAAGAGACAUUACCCGGGGAAAAAAGGUCAUGUGGUUUGAUAGGGACAAGUGCAAACUACAGCAUGUGAGUAAAAGUGGUCAACUCUACAAAUACACUGUGGAGACUAGACCAUAGCCAUGUAGAAGAGGAUCCAAAUGUGAUAGCAGAUCACAACAUAAAUACCUUCAGACAUGAUAAAGCAUGUGAAGUAAUCCUGCUGUAUUUGAUGCUGUUGAUGGAGUGCUGUGCUCAAUUUUGGGCGCUGUGCUUUAAGAAGGAUGUGGCCAAACUAGAGAAAGUUCAGAAGAGGGUAUAAAGAAUGAUCAGAAGUCUAGAAAAAUGAAAGGCUGAAAGAAAAAGGCCCAUUUAGUCUACAGAAAGAAAAGCUGAGUAGAGACACAAGUCUCAAGCUGCAUAAAAUUGUUUUUUUUAUUAUGACAUUAUUAUGACAUAAAGUUGUAAAUUCUUUGUCCACUGGAAAUAGGACUAAGAAAUGGUGUUAAAUUAUAGGAAGAAAGAUUUUAGGAUGCUGUUUGAUUUUACACUUCCCCUUCAUCCUGUGGUUCAUUCACUUAUUUCUCCUCUCCAUUGUUUGUAACAUGGCACUUUUAUGGCUUAAAGUUGUAAGUUGGUAUGAUGGAAGCAUCUAAAGAGGGGGAAGGAACAGGAGGGGAGAGGUUGUUUAUCUGACAGUUGAUUUUCUGUCAGGUCAACAUCUUUAACCUACUCACCCUCUGGCUGCAUCACCACUGAAUUCAGUGGGAGGGAAAACAGCAGGAGCACAUGGCAAGGGGGAGUGGGAUUACAUGCAACGUCAAACUGCACCCUCAGGGUAGAUAUUAGGAUAAUCUGCCUAAUGGCAAGGAUAAUGAAGCACUGAAAUAGGCUGCCUAACGAGGGUGUGAAAUCUACCUCUGUGGUUUUUAAGAACAAAUGAGACACACAUCUACUGGGAAUAAUUCUGUCACAGUCUGGCCUUUUGCCCAUGACCAGGGUCAACUAAGUGAUCAUCUUCUUGAAAUACCAUCCAGUCUCCCACUCUUCGUGAUUUGUGUAACUUCUUGAGUAGAUAAAAGCAUUAAGUUUAAUCUUUUAUGUUAUGAUUUGGAAGUGUUGCCCGCUUGCCAUGUAGGUUCUUCAGUGACUGUACCUGGUGUAUGGGAGACAAAGAGGAGUAGUGGUCUUCAGCAUUGUCCACAGUCAGCUCAUUUAAUGUACUUUGAAACUGCAGGUUUUAAGUCCUGACUGGUAUGAUUUUGAAGUGUUUCUGUUAGCACACGAGCUCAAGUGUGUUUCAUGAGCUAUGCAGAUACUUUUUAGACUAGAUUAGCUUUUGGCAAGGGUAUGUUCUGGCCCCCUUAGAACCGUUUUAGGACUAAUAAGAACAGUCCUGGACUACAAGUACACUACUGUUACUGUGAGGUAGACUUCUCUUCCAGAAUUUAAUUGUGUAUAAAUUUAGUGAUUACCCGUUUAGGAGGUAACUAGAUCAGAAAGUGUUUUGGGGAAUAUCUAGUCCAAAAGCAGGGCAAAACUAGAAUGCUUUCAUUUAGGCACUGUAGAGGCAGUGAACUGUUUGCUGAAAUAUAUGCCAUGCUGAGUCAUUUGGGACCUGUUCAGUUAUCUAGAACAGGCAUGUUCUACCUAUAGCCUUUGUCUGUGCUGUAUUAAAAAACAAACAAAAAACCCCAAGCCAAAACAAAACAAAAGAACUUUUUUUGGGGAGCCUUCCCCCUUCUAGUCUUGGGGUAUGCAGCAUGUGCAACCCAUUCUGAAGUGGGCAAACUGUGAAGAAGACAAGACACUUUUAAUUCUUCUCAGGAGAUAGAAGAUUGUCAUGGGUGAACACAAAGCAUUUGUCUGCAUAAGAACCUAUUUCAUGAUAACUAUUCCAAGAGUUGAAAUGCAAGCUUUCCUUUUAGGUAUGCUCAGUUAUGUAUCUUCUGGGCAGAAUUCCCUAAUCCUGCCUGUGUCUCUCAUCAACAUUAGUCAGAAGGCCCAAAGCAUUAACAAAGUAUUCCAGUGACUUGGGGCAGGGAAGAAACGUGUGUGUGUGUUAUUUUUUUAUUCACGUGUGCUUGUAAAAGAAAAAAAAGGAAAAGAAAUACUGCUUUUCUCUACAUCAGGAGUUAUAUGGGAAGGUCAUAAAAUUUUCAGCCUCUCUGACCACCUACUUUGGCCUGACUUGUCUUCCUCUCUCACUUUAAUUUUGAAUGUAGAAGCAGUUUUCACCCAUAAUGAACACUGAAGUACUUGACUAAUUAAACCGUUUAAAAUGUGGUUCCUUUUUGAAAAGUAACUGUAGAAUGGCAUUGUAUGAUUCUUAGCUGGGUCACACAAACUUUUACUUUUCAAAUUGUCAGUCAAGCAGUUCUAAACAGAAUCAGCAAAAUAAGAUGGAAGUGAAACUUAGUAGAUGUCAAAUUUAUUACUUCUGACACCAUGAACUGAAAAAUUACAAAUUCCAGACUUUAUGUGGGACUUAAGUUUCUAGAAAAUCCAAAUGUGGAGCUUUGGUGGCUAAGGUAUUUUCAUGUGAGGCCAUAUAUUCAGUUUUCCCAGAUGUAUAGUAAACCUAUUGCUGUUAGUAUGUGCUCAGUAUCAUGUCAAGAACAUACCCUUGUCAUACACAGUUACUCUCUUUUGGGGAGCAUUGUGGAGUUGCAACAAGUUUGUGCAGUGGGUCCAGUGCUUUUUGAAAACUGUUGAGUGGCUUCUUUGCAUGUAUGUGGAAUUGGUGUACAUGCACAAUAAAUCUGUGCUAAAUUGAUAGCAUCUUAAUUAAUCUUCAUUCAGGAUCAACUGUACAGGACGAGUACUACAGACCUGAAGUUUCCUGUAAUUUUCAGACUUGUAACUUACAUUGCAGAAUGUGCAUGCACUUUGUGUCUGAUGAAUCGUGGUUCCUUUCUACAGAGUGUAAAAGCUCUGUAUGUUCACAUUUUCUUUGCUGUUUUCCUGUAUACCUAUCCAUACAUGUGUACCUCUCUCAGUUCUUCCCUCUAACUUCUGUGAGUUAGGUUUAGGUUUUGGUAGCAGAGACUGCAUUUGCUGGUUUGCCCUCUCCUGGUUUUGGUCACAUAAGACUUGCCUUUCUUGGGUAUAUUUGCCUGUGACUUAACAACACUUCUUGCUCUUUCGUAUGAGGAUGUAGACACUUGUAAAGUGUCUUACUGCCACAAAUCCUCCUUUGUGACUGCACACAUUGGUAAGGCUUUUGCUUUCUGGUAGAACUGGCUUUAAGUCAGAAGUAUUUUUGGAAUAGCUGAAUUGAAGUUAGAAGGGAAAAUGCUUUCCAGCCAGUUAACAUUAUAAUUUUAUUAAACUUCUCUGUCUCAGUGGGGUAUGAGAGGAAUAAACCUGAGGCAUGAAACAGGGUUGUAGAAAUUCUCAAAAAUAAGUAUGUGCAAGACAGUACAUAGAUGGCGAAGUGACAGUGUUGCAUGAGUGUGGGGAGCAUUUAGAAGCUGCUAAACUUUGUGCCGCCACAUGUAGCAUUGGAUACACAAUAGUGGGGCCCUUUGUACCAAAGUCUCAUGGAGAUCUAGUCUGGAAAGAGAGAGAUAUCUGGAUUCAGUAGGAAGAGUUGUUUCAAAGAUGGAGGCAGAGGAAGCUGGCACUAAGGUAUAGGAACUUAUAAAAAAAGAAGGUACUAACAACUUUUUAACACUGUGAAAGACUUUUCUACACAGGUUGCAAUUUUUCCUGCUCCUACUGUACUGUAAGUGUGCUGGAAACCUCAGUUAUGUUUGUUGUCUUUGGUUAUCUUCUUUAUUUUUGUUUAUAUCUGGACUAGGUGGGUAGUGGAAAUGUAUAUGAGUUUGCUGUUAAAGUAAGACACCUAGAUGGUUGUGCUGUCAGGUAGGAGGAUGUGUAGUACUGCAGUUGGUUGGGGAAUUGGUUUGCUCUGGUAACAGUUAACAACAGUAUGUUACUAUGUUUCACCCUGAAAUGUCUUUUACAGAAGGCUUGUGAAAGACAAUAAAUGUAGUCUGAGAGAAGCAAUGUUGGUGUUCACCAGCCUUAAAUGUUGCGUAAAGCGUCUGCCAGGUAGUGAUAAACAUUAAGACCUGGCUGUUGGUAGUUUUGGAAAGUAACCACUUUAAGUUUGACAAUCACUUCUUUGUUUUAGCGUGACUAAUGUGGUUGUACGUUUCAGUAGUUGUGUAUUUCUAUGUCUCUGUAUUACUACCCCAUCUGCAACCACUAGGGUGCAAUUACAACUUUCCUAUUUCUAGAUAGAAGGGGAUCUAAGCUCCCAUCAGUUUAGUUGACCAUAAAUUACUGUGAGUUUUUCUGGACCCAUCACAUUUGUCUCUUAUUCCCAGUAGUUACCAAGUGCAUGGCAAAUCUUUUUUAGCUUGUAUUCUUGUUUGCUCUGUGAAAUACAAAAUCAGGAGGAGGAAUAUGCAAUUAAUUUUAUGGAGCAUGGGAGGGGAUGACCGCCGGGUCUUACUUUGGCAUAUGGAAGAAGCCAUCCACUCAAGAGUCAAACCAGUUCAGCUGAAAGGGGAGCAUCACUCUAAUAUCUUCUGCCUAGCUUUCAACAGUGGCAAUACGAAAGUGUUCUCUGGAGGCAAUGAUGAGCAAGUUAUACUCCAUGAUGUUGAAAGCACUGAGACCUUGGAUGUGUUUGUCCAUGAAGAUGCAGUGUAUGGACUUUCAGUGAGCCCAGUAAAUGACAACAUCUUUGCCAGUUCAUCAGAUGAUGGCCGGGUUCUUAUUUGGGACAUCCGAGAGUCUUCCCACGGAGAGCCCUUCUGCUUGGCACACUAUCCAUCAGCCUUUCACAGUGUGAUGUUUAAUCCAGUAGAACCCAGAUUACUGGCUACUGCCAACUCUAAGGAAGGUGUGGGACUCUGGGAUAUUCGUAAACCUCAGAGUUCACUGCUCCGCUAUGGUGGAAACCUCUCCCUUCAGAGUGCCAUGAGUGUCCGGUUCAACAGCAAUGGAACCCAGCUGCUGGCACUGCGUCGGCGCCUUCCCCCUGUCCUCUACGACAUCCACUGCCGACUGCCUGUCUUCCAGUUUGACAACCAAGGGUACUUCAACUCAUGUACUAUGAAGAGCUGCUGUUUUGCAGGUGAUCGUGAUCAGUACAUCCUUUCGGGCUCUGAUGACUUCAAUUUGUAUAUGUGGAGGAUUCCUCCAGAUCCAGAAGCAGGUGGCAUUGGCAGGGUUGUCAAUGGUGCUUUUAUGGUAUUGAAAGGUCAUCGGUCAAUUGUAAACCAAGUCCGGUUUAAUCCUCACACUUACAUGAUCUGUUCUUCUGGCGUUGAAAAGAUUAUAAAGAUCUGGAGUCCUUACAAGCAGCCUGACUGCACAGGGGACCUGGAUGGUAGAAUUGAGGAUGAUUCACGUUGCCUCUACACUCACGAAGAGUACAUCAGUCUUGUGUUGAAUAGUGGUAGUGGUUUGUCCCAUGAUUAUGCCAACCAGUCAGUUCAGGAGGAUCCACGGAUGAUGGCCUUUUUUGACUCCCUGGUGCGCCGCGAGAUUGAGGGCUGGAGUUCUGACUCAGACAGUGACCUCAGUGAGAGCACAAUCCUGCAGCUCCACGCAGGAGUAAGUGAACGCUCUGCUUACAGCGAGUCAGAGUCCUCCACCUCUUUGCAUCACUCCCCACCACAUGUGGCUGAAGAGUCUGAUGAAACUGCCUAUAACUUAAGGGCCUUAAGAUCCACUGCAUCCCCCUCAGCCAGAGAAGAUGUGGCUUCCCGUCAGCAGAGGCUCUCUGCACUGAGGAAGUAUCAGGAUAAACGUCUCCUGGCCCUUUCCAAUGAGUCUGACUCUGAUGACAAUACCUGUGAGGCAGAACUAGAUACAGACCUUUUCCCACGGCCACAGUCCCCAAGUCCUGAGGAGAACGAAUCCAGCAGUUCCAGCAGCAGCAGCAGCACGGAAGAUGAAGAGGAACUGAAUGAACGACGCACAUCUAUGAGGCAGCGCAAUGCACUGAGGCGCCGACAGAAGGUGCAAAAGGAGGAAAGGACUAGCACUAACACAGAAAGUGUGACCCCCUACGUAGGUGAGGACAUCUAUGAUUACCCCCAGAUCAAAAUAGAUGAUCUCUCUUCUUCUCCAGCUUCUUCGCCAGAAAGGAGUUCAGCCAACAAAGAAGUUCUCAAAGAAAGGACAUCUCCUUAUUCAGACAGUGAAUCAGUGGAGAGAAAGAUUUACAAAGCUUACAAAUGGCUUCAUUAUUCUUACAUAUCGUACUCAGCUGGCAAAGAUGGUGAAUCCUCCAAAGCAGAUGGAGAGAAUGACGAGGGGAAACCAGGAACUAGUGGAAGGCACAGUACAGCACACUCGCUAAAUAAGGAAGAUGUUAGGAACUUGAGUUCAGUAGUUCCUCAAGGCUCCCCAGCUCUUUCUACUGAAAGCCACAACAGAGAAACUUUAAAAGAAUGUGGCUUGAUAGAAAAUUCUAGUAAUGGUCAAGCUCAUGAAUGUGACAAUCAGCGGCGGAUGGAGAGUCAAGAAAAUGCGUCUGAAGACGCUAGCAGCGGAGGUAUAGAGCAUUCUUUUGAGACUAAAAAGCUCAAUGGAAAAGCUAACUGCAAAGGGCUAAAUAGUUGUACUGAAGAAUCUUGCAUUCAGACUGCAGGACUUGUAGAACAGAAAAAUAGUCAGAACUGUCAACCAGCAUCAAGCCAUCACGCACUGGUCCCUCCAUUCUCCACUGUUGCCAUCUGUAGCAUGUCGGGUCACUGCUCCAGAAACCAGACUGAUGACAGCGAGGAGAGGAGCCUCGACACCUCCUGUGUUAACCACAAUAACGGCCACUUGCAUCUUCGCCCUUCAUGCUUCAACAAUGGACAGAGUUUUGGAGAGCAGGAGACUGUGACACAAGGACUACAGGUGCACUCAAAUGCUGAUAAUGGCAACCUUGUACAGAUGGGUGUGACCUUGCACAAAGACUGCUGCCUGUCUGAAGUGGACUGCAACAGCUACGGCGUGAGCACGAGAGAGGAUACUGCUGACUUGCAUCCUACGGGCAGUGAGAGCACUCAGUCUCUCGGAGGACUGAAAAGACACAGAGCGGAGUUGGAAGAUGCAGAUUCAGAGAGUUCAUCCUUAGAAAAGAAGUUAAAAACAUGAUAAAUGCAAAUGUCUGUCGUAGUGUGCACUCUCUCAAAAAAAAAAAAAAAAAGAAAAGGAGAAAGAAAGUAUUAAAGGCACAUAGAGCUUGGGUCUGAAACAUUGCGUUUGAUUCUCCAUUCCAUUCUUCAGUGGGUCUGUUUUAGAUUGCCAGUGGUUCAUGCUGUAUAAAAAUCCAACUUACUCCUUAAUGAGACUGAGUCUAGUGUACCCAUACAAGGUUCUGUUUAAAGUAAAUCCUUAUUAAGACGGUUGACUGAAUUAUUCUUGUGUGAACAUGUGUCAUUUGUUCAGCCAGCCAACCAGGAUGACCGCUUUAAGUUAUAAUUGUUCUUCUAAGAAGGAUUUUUUCCAUACUGACACUUAUUACACAUUAUAGGCUGAAGAAUGAUUUAAUUAGAUCACACUGGUGGUAACUUGGGGUGUGUUUCUUGUUGAGAAAAACAGGGCAGAAACCUUUCUGGGCCCUUUAUUCUGCUUCAGAAACUAAAAAAAAAAAAUUAAAAAAAUCAACCGUAGGGAGGAUAUUUUCAGCACUGACUGCUAUCUUUUGAUACUUCAUAAAGCACUUGCUUCGGAUACAGUUCAGUGACAUUAUUUUUAUGCCAACAGAAAAGCUAUAGGAAAUGAGCCUCUUUCCAAAAUCAACUUUAGGCUGUUCCCAUGGAGACAUUCAAUUUUGUGGGGUUUUUUUAAAGAAAAGAGCUGAAUAACAUGGUGUCAUCACUAUACUAAAAUGUGAUUGCUUGGCAGGAGGAAGUUGUUGUUCUCUAGGCCUCACUCUAACCAAGAGCUAUUAAAAAUCAGGCACUGAAACGUGCCUUUCUGUGAGCUUAACACAUAUUCAUUCAUUAUUAUUAAGAAUGUGGCUCCAACUGCUGGGAUGUGUCUUGCCUGUGCCCCCUCCCCUUCCCCCAUGUGCUUACUUUUGGGAGGCAGUAGGCCAAACAGAAAAUAGCAGAAGGAUGGAUAAUGUAACUGCAUGUUAACAGCAACACUUAGUAAAGUCUGAAAACUGCUUUUUUUAGCAGUUUUUUUUAGCCCAAAGCUUAAAAUAGAUUGGCGUUGGAGGUUGGGGUUCAUUUUCCACCACUGUGCUGCAAAUAUUUAAAACUGCAGAUGGGCAGAUGCAUUCAACAGCAUGGUGUGUGUAAGGGGGAGCUUCAGAGAAGCAUUCCCACAUGUGAGGACACCUGGACUCCAAGUCUGGCAAACAGAACUUGAGCAAGAGCAUACCUCUGGCUGCCGGCUGCCAUGAACUGGCAUGCUGUUCAGGUGGACAGAGUCCUUUCUUGCCUGGGCUCUGUUUUUGACGGAGUAUCUAGUGGGUCUUCUCAGUUCUGGCAUGCUGGAGUUGGUGGAAUUGCACUUGCUCCCCUAGCAAAAAGGUGAGAGGAGUCAUUGUGUGAAGGGAAAAGAAACCACCUAUAAAGGACGCAAACAAUAUGUGUUUGUGCUUUGCAGUGCUGACAGCAGCAGAAGAGGCUUCUUUUGACCCCAGUAAUUGUGACAGGCUUUCAAGCCCAGCACUGAGGAAGGGCUAGGUUAUUUUAAGGAAUAGGAGAUUUUUGCUUUCAGUUCGACUCCAGCAGUACACCACUGUGGAGCACUGGUCUCAAUAGUUAUUUCAUAUGCACAGCUACCUGGUGCCUGGGGAAAGAAGGAAGAUGCCCUGUUAAAACGUGAUGAUAGUAAAGGAGCACUACAGAAGGGAUGUUGGGAGGGAAAGGUAUAGGAGGGUGAGUGAAGAGCAUGAGCUGAAAAAUUUUCUUAAAGCUACUGUGUGCCAUAGACUGCUUUCCCCUACUUGGUCAGCUUUGCUAGGUGAGAACUUGGAAUAAGCAUAUGAUGUUGCAUUUCUGAAGUGUGUAAGAUGGCUGAAAGGGAAAAAGAUGUUUUUAAACCUGAGUGAAAGUGGCACUAAGAACAAGCAGUUAUGUUGUUACCUUAUUGAAAAAAUUGUUCUGUACUGAUUAUAUGUUAGAUCGCUACAAUCAAGAUCACUAUAGGAGUGUUCUCCUCAGUUGUAUAAACACCUUACUGCAAAUGCUGGGUUUUAGCCAAAACCUUGAGGUUGCUGAGUCAAAACUUUUUUAUUAUGAUUUUAUUUUUAAAAUGUUCUUUACAUUGGAAAAUUUUCUCAGCUGUAAAUUCUGCCCUCCUCUGAAGAAUAUCCAGAUUGCUGACGAAUGAGCAUCUCCGCUCUCCUUUGACAUGGUCAUCUUUUCUCAAUGUUUUCUCAAAUGCCUUGUGGUCUCACUUUUGGGUUCUUUUGUUUGUUUUCAAGAGCAGAAUAAAAGUUCCCAGGUCUGGUGUUCA
This is a messenger RNA of Falco peregrinus (peregrine falcon), 10750 nucleotides long. It is a transcript of the gene DCAF5, whose product is annotated as DDB1 and CUL4 associated factor 5. The coding region runs from base 5738 to 8431 and encodes 897 amino acids. The record is from RefSeq and is a predicted model, not a curated record. Lineage: Eukaryota; Metazoa; Chordata; Aves; Falconiformes; Falconidae. Gene Ontology annotation, molecular function: protein binding. The transcript has 9 exons. Gene Ontology annotation, cellular component: Cul4-RING E3 ubiquitin ligase complex; cytoplasm. Gene Ontology annotation, biological process: negative regulation of fatty acid biosynthetic process.